UAGCUCAAGCCUCUCGCCUGCGCCCCACUCUCCGUGUCCCGCGUCCUAGCCGACAAUGGCAGGGCCUCUGCGCGCCCCGCUGCUCCUGCUGGCCAUCCUGGCCGUGGCUCUGGCAGUGAGCCCCGCGGCCGGAGCGAGUCCCGGGAAGCCGCCGCGCCUAGUGGGCGGCCCCAUGGACGCCAGCGUGGAGGAGGAGGGUGUGCGGCGUGCCCUGGACUUUGCCGUCAGCGAGUACAACAAAGCCAGCAACGACAUGUACCACAGCCGCGCGCUGCAGGUGGUGCGCGCCCGCAAGCAGAUCGUAGCUGGGGUGAACUACUUCUUGGACGUGGAGUUGGGCCGAACCACAUGUACCAAGACCCAGCCCAACUUGGACAACUGCCCCUUCCAUGAACAGCCACAUCUGAAGAGGAAAGCAUUCUGCUCUUUCCAGAUCUACACUGUGCCUUGGCAGGGCACAAUGACCUUGUCGAAAUCCACCUGUCAGGAUGCCUAG
Macaca mulatta (Rhesus monkey) is the source of this 496-nucleotide messenger RNA. It is a transcript of the gene CST3, whose product is annotated as cystatin C. NCBI's taxonomy places the organism in Eukaryota, Metazoa, Chordata, Mammalia, Primates, Cercopithecidae. Gene Ontology annotation, cellular component: cytoplasm; vesicle. Gene Ontology annotation, molecular function: cysteine-type endopeptidase inhibitor activity. The record is from RefSeq and is marked provisional.